This is a messenger RNA of Asparagus officinalis (garden asparagus), 2133 nucleotides long. RefSeq names its product protein CHUP1, chloroplastic-like. The transcript has 4 exons. Bases 221 to 1750 code for a protein of 509 amino acids. Gene Ontology annotation, biological process: chloroplast organization. The record is from RefSeq and is a predicted model, not a curated record. Lineage: Eukaryota; Viridiplantae; Streptophyta; Magnoliopsida; Asparagales; Asparagaceae. Gene Ontology annotation, cellular component: chloroplast outer membrane.
CUUGUUCCUUCCCUUCAAAUCAUCAUGUGCGUGUAGUGUAAACUGAUGAUCCCAAUCAAUGUCACAACAAUGGAUUUCCUUUUUAAACUACCCACUUCUUGUUAUUCUUAUUCUUGCUCUUUCUACUUUUUAUUUUCUCCUUUUUUUUUAUUUUUCCAAUAUAAAGUGAUUAUUAUAAAAACUUCAUAUAGGAAGAGAAUCAUAGAGAGGGAGAUUGGUAAUGGAAGCCGGCCUUCUCGUUAAAGGAGUCAAGAGGAACAUCAGACCACUUGUCCUCAAACUAGGCUUCACCCUGGCGAUCUUUGUAGCUGGAUAUUUUGCUCAUCAACUUCAUGACAAACUCAAAUCCAAGUCCUCUUCAGGUGAUGGGUCUAAAGAAUCGACUGAUAAAUCCUCAGCCAUUACUGCCCCUGGCCUCAAAGAUGAGCUCCACAUCCUUAAAAAUGAGGAAGCUUUCGCCAAAAUCGUCCAUGGCUCAUCUACCAUCAUGUCCAAUGAUAUUAGUAACAUUGCCACUGCCACCGUUGAAGAGGUGCUUUUGAUGCCAGGUUAUGACAAAAUUGAAGAGAACACAGUGAAAUCAUUGGAGAAAGAGAUUGGUUAUCUCAGAAACUUGGUUGAGGCUCUCAAAGAGAGAGAGAGGGGUCUUGAGAUGCAAAUUAUUGAUUACUACGAGUUAAAGGAUCAAGAGGCUUCAUUAAGAGAGCUCGAGAAUCGGUUGAAGGCAAAUGCAAUGGAGUCUAAGCUCUUGAAUUUGAAGAUUGAAUCUCUGCAGGAAAACAACGAGAAGCUUCAAGCUCGAGCAGUAGGGUAUCCUACAUUAGUAUCAGAACUCGAGUCCGCAAGAGAAGAGAUUGAGCUUUUGAAGGAAAGGUUGAAAUUCGAUGAAGAAGAAACCGAGGAGAAGUUACUUGCUCUUCAGGAGAGGAUCACUGAGCUUGUCGAUAGAGAGAGAAAGCACUGUGAAAAUUAUGUCGAGGUUGAGAAGAAGUUGAAGAGGUUGAAGGAGUUGGAAGAAGAGACAGUCGAUCUUCGAAAGGUUAAUUCAAGGCUGGAAGAAGAGAAUUUGAAGCUUGUUCAGCAACUGGAGCGUGCACCGAUGAGAGCCUCUUCUGAUCAAGCAGAGGCAACGGACGAAACCCGCAACGUGAGAGAGGAGAACAAGAACCAAAAAAACCAAACCGAACAAAUUCAAACUGAUCGCUUCUCAGAAAUCGAAGAAUUAGUGUACCUCAGACGGAUUGAUGCUUGUCUACGACACGAACAUAGAGAUCAUCAUCAUUCUCCUGAAUCUGGUGCAAAUGAGAAACACGGUUCCCCCCUUGAGUUUGACACGGAGACUUGUUCUCCUUCGCAAAUCUCGGUUGAAGACCACAGUGACACAUCCACUACCUCCUCAACAAAGAAAUCGAGAAGAUCGAAGAUUAUUAACAAGCUCCAAAAGCUUGUACUGAGGAAAGACAAACGUGUAAGUAAAGUUGAAGAUGCAAAUGCAAGGAGAAAAUCUUUUGAUAGUUUUCUCUCGUGCAUCUCGGUGGAGAAUGAAAAUUGGCAGGAAAAACAGAGAGCUUCUGAGGAUUGUUUGAGUAAUUGGACUUAUAAUCUUGACCAUGAAGAGGCUGAUGAUCCUGAGAAGACGAAGACGAAGAAAUUUGCUGAUGUUCUGAAGGAUUCUCACGAGCAUCUCAAGUCGAGGAGGAGGUUACAGCGUUGCGGUAGAGUGGGAUACGCAUCAUUCAGUUCUAAUUGAUGCGGCUAUGCUUGCGUUCUGACAGGUGACUCGAUGAGCUCAGUUAAGGCAGUAGUUGAAUUGACAUGAAAUGUUGAUGGCUUUCUUUCCGAGAAAUAAGGGUAUUGUCCCAUUUUAUUAUAGAUAAAAGAUGGGAUUUACAUGAUGUAAAUAGUUUACACGGAUGAAUUUGUACCAUACUCAAUGUUCAUAGCUUGCCUAAAUGUAGUGAAAAUAGUUCAAAAACGUCCACAAAUACAACCUCCGAACAUCCUCAUACGCCAUUGUGAGGAAAUGGACGCAAGAGAUUAUACGAAAUAUAGUGAUAGAACAAUGCAAAUCUUUGUUGAUUUUCGUUAGGAUCAAACCACACAAUUCCUUUUUAUAAGUACCAUCGCUCCAGA